Molecule: messenger RNA, 1260 nt
Organism: Limanda limanda (common dab)
Lineage: Eukaryota; Metazoa; Chordata; Actinopteri; Pleuronectiformes; Pleuronectidae
Gene: hjv
Product: hemojuvelin BMP co-receptor
Exons: 3
Coding region: 1-1260 (419 amino acids)
Biological process (GO): BMP signaling pathway
Cellular component (GO): plasma membrane
Molecular function (GO): coreceptor activity
Source: RefSeq, a predicted model, not a curated record
AUGUUACCAUGGAAACUCUGUAUCCAUCUGAGUCUGCUGCUGGUCCAGCUGAGUUUACCUGAAGUUGCAGCUUCCUGUCGCAUCCUGAGAUGUAAUUCUGACUUUGUGGCGGCGACACUGGACCUGGGCGGGGGGGGCGGUGGCAGCAGCAGCGUGGGCGGGGCUGAUGGAAGAGGGGCUGGACCAGAGGGAGCAGCUCUGAGCCGGGAGGCGGUGAACUCCGGGUACUGCAGCGCCCUGCGCUCCUACGGCGUGUGCACGCAGCGGAUGGCACGGGCGUGUCGCGGGGACCUGGCGUUCCACUCGGCGGUCCAGGGCAUCGAGGACCUGCUGGUCCAGCACCGCUGCACCCGGGUGGGGCCCACAGCCCAGCCCCGCCCCCUCCCUCAGGGCACGCUGUCCGGAGACGCCUGCUUCUACGAGAGGAGCUUCCUGAGCAGAGAAGGUCGGACACCAGAGUUCCUGCACUGCGGCGUGUUCGGAGACCCACACGUCAGAACCUUCCACGAUGACUUCCAGACGUGUUCCAUGCAGGGGGCGUGGCCUCUCAUGGAUAACGAAUACCUGCACAUACAGGCCACCAGCUCGCCAAAGAGGGCGGGUUCACGUGGCACGGUGCUCACGAAGAUAACCAUCAUCUUCAAAAGUGUGCGUCAGUGUGUUGAUCAGCAGCGGUACCAGGCCGAGCUGGACAACGUCCCUGCGGCGUUCGCCGACGGCUCGGUGGCGAGUGGCGAGUGGCGAGGUCACCACAUCCUGACUGUCUGGACUCGCGUUGCUGGCCGACACGUGGAGAUCCGAGCGGCUCACAUCGGCACGCUGCUGGUGGUGCGUCAGAGCGGCCGCUCGCUCGGCCUCUCCGUCCGGGCGCCGCGUGACGUCAUGGAGGCGUUUGGCCCCGAUCAGGACCUGCAGCUGUGUGUGUGGGGCUGCCCCCCCUCCCAGAGACUCAGCACGCUGCGCCCGCUGCCGCCGCUGGACUCCUCGCCGCCUGCCGAUGUCAGCGCCCAGGACCACUGUGCUGCGCUGCUUCCUGCCCAGGAUGUUUACUACCAGGCCUGUGUGUUUGACCUGAUCUCCAGCGGAGACCUGAACUCCAGCUCAGCCGCCGUCAGCGCGCUGCAGGACGCCAGAAACAUGAUGUCAGAGCCGGAGAGAGUUCACCUGCUGCUGGUCGCCGCCGCCGAGCAACGAGCACAACCACACCUGACCCUGCUGCUGCUGCCGCUCGGCAUGCUGGGAGCUCUGAGCAGAGCCUGA